Molecule: messenger RNA, 10322 nt
Organism: Chanos chanos (milkfish)
Lineage: Eukaryota; Metazoa; Chordata; Actinopteri; Gonorynchiformes; Chanidae
Gene: cica
Product: capicua transcriptional repressor a
Exons: 21
Coding region: 231-7670 (2479 amino acids)
Biological process (GO): regulation of transcription by RNA polymerase II
Cellular component (GO): nucleus
Molecular function (GO): RNA polymerase II transcription regulatory region sequence-specific DNA binding; DNA-binding transcription factor activity, RNA polymerase II-specific
Source: RefSeq, a predicted model, not a curated record
UCGAGGAGUUGGGCUGGUUUUACUCAUUUAUUUUCGAAUUGCUACCUUUUUUAGGACGUUGUAAAUAUUCUGUGGAGUCAAGAGUAAGAGAGGACGUGGAGCCCAAACAGGAAGAGACAGGAAGACGAAGAAAAGAGAGAAUAGAGGGGGCGGGAUGACAGACUGUGUGGACUGGCUGGGAUGCACAAGGAAUCUGUGGAAUUAAGGACUUAAGUAAAGAGAUCUCAAAGAUGAAGCCCAUUAAAAAGCAAGGCAGACGUUCCCCCCCUUCCACCAGAGCCAAGGGGGCUAAAAAACGGGGUCCAGCAGAUGCCAGCCCCGAGGGAGAGAAGAGAGAGACGGAGGAGAAGCCUAAACUUUCACCCCCUUCCCCCAAGAGACAGACCUCCUCCAAUUCUGAGUCCUCGCAAGAGGAACACGUCAAAGCCAGUGGAAGCCCAGAGAGGGAGGGGCAGCGAGAAGAGCCAGCAGGGGAUUGUGGGAAGGCGGAGGAGCAUGUGGGGAAGGUGGGUGGAGGCCAGAGCGACGGCGGCAGCAGCAGCAGCAGCAGUGGUAGUAGCACAACCAGCGCCAACAGCAGCCCUAACCCUUCCUCCAGCCGCAAGACAGCCACCUUUAAAGCCCGUGUGCCCAAAAAGAAGUACACCUCCGAGCACUAUGCUGGCAACCAUGGCAACACUCCCGCGCAGAGCAACCAGAGCACACCUGCCACCACUCACACAGACACACAGACAGCUCCCAGCCCCCCUCGCUGCUCCUCUACCGAUACAGCCAGUGAGCACUCAGCCGACUUGGACCUGACGUCACCCCGACUCACGUCUGACCCAGGGCCAGUGGCAGCUCCAGCCUCAGAGCCACCCCCCAUGGACACUAGCCGCGCUUCACAGGCUUCGAGCCCCCAUGCUGGGCUAGCCGAGGCCCUGGCCAAGGGUUUGAAGAACCAGCGGGUGCUUGCACGGCAGGGACCUCAAGCCCCAGACACUGGGCAGGGUGGAGGAGUAUUCCGUGCAGGAGUGGUGCGUAGUGUGAGUGGGGAUCAGGGUACUGUGGAGGUCCAGCUUCACGGUGAGAAAACACUCCUGCGGUACCCGUUCAGAGGGGCGUCCAAAGCUGUGGACCUGGUUUUGGAUGCUGCGCCUCCGGGCCAUGCUCCAGUAGCCAUAGGGACACGCGUAUGUGUUCCAUAUAGUGAAGGAAGUGGAGAGGGAGCUGGACUGUACUACAGAGAGGGAGUGAUUACUCAGGUGGACCCCCACCCUGCUGUGUCCUUCCCCUACAGAGUCCAGCUGACAGACCGGACGGAGGAGAGGGAGGGGGGAGAAGACGAGGGGAGAGGAAGAGAGGGGGAUGAGAGGAGCACCAGUGCUCAAGCUGUAUGGGUGUCAAGACAGAGCCUUCGCCUUCUGGUGCCCCCCUGGGACCUGGAUGUACCCCUUCCUUCUGAAUCAGGGAAUGAGAGCAGAAGAGGGAGGGAGAGAGAGGGUGAAUGGGAGGAGAGAGAGGAGAUGGAGGUGGAACCGGAGCUGUGUCGGCUUAGCAUGGUACACAGCGUAAGCGUGGGUGGUCCAAUGCUGGCAAGGGGGCUUCUUCACCCUGGAACGGUGCCCACCUCAGUACCUUCCUCUUCCUCUUCUUCAGCUAUCACUUCUGUGCUGAACAUGGCACGGAGUAGAGACUGGGAGACUGGGAGAGAAUCAGAGCUGGAAAGAGAGAGAGAAAGGGAAAGAGAGAGGGAGAGAGAGAGACAGAGGGAGAGACACAAGCAACAUACACUCCCCCUGCAGACCCCUGAGGAGGACAUGGAAGUCAGCCGCUUUAGCAUGGCUUCUGCGGUGGGGGGCAAAACGAUGGGUGUUGCGGCUCAGCACCGCCCCAUUCUCUCCAAGCCAGCUGCCUCUGGCUACCUCAGUCCCCACCUGUCCGUAGUGAGAGGGAUUGGCACCCCUCUGGCCCCCCAUCUGUCCUUAGCGUCUCAUCACAACCCUUCCCAAGUACUACUGGGCCUGGAGUCACAAGCAGGUAUCAUCUCCUCCGCCCCUCCCCUGCCCCCAUUGCCCCCCUCCCGAAGCUCCCUGGACAGCAAAACCUCAACCUCCAAUUCCCACGCCACCCCAGGGUCAGGCUCGGGUUCAAGCUCCACCUCCUCGCGCUCACGCACACCCCUCACCUCUGCCCAGCAGAAGUACAAGAAGGGUGACGUGGUGUGCACUCCUACCGGCAUCCGUAAGAAAUUCAAUGGCAAGCAGUGGCGUCGGCUGUGCUCACGUGAAGGUUGCUCCAAAGAGUCCCAACGCCGUGGCUACUGCUCACGUCACCUCUCCAUGCGCACCAAGGAAAUGGAGGCAGGAGGAGGAGCAGUCGGACGGGACCGGGGUGGGGCCAGCAGCACAGGUACGCUCACACCUUCCGACUUGCGCCUGGGUGGGGGGCGUGCCAGCAGUGAGUUUGAUUGGGACGAGACUUCUCGAGAUAGCAGCGAAACAAGCAGUCGGGGUGGGGAUUCACGCCCGCGCCUUGUCCUGCCUUCACUCUUGCCACAGGAGCUGUCUCGUGACCUGUCCCGUUUCGACUUUGAUGAGUGUGAGGCUGCUAACAUGCUAGUCUCUUUGGGCAGCUCUCGCUCAGGCACGCCGUCUUUUUCUCCUGUAUCCAAUCAGUCGCCAUUCUCCCCAGCUCCAUCCCCCUCGCCCUCUCCUCUUUUCGGCUUCCGGCCGGCUAACUUCAGCCCCAUCACUGCACCUGCGUCACUCACCCCACGCCGCCCGCGCCACUUGAGUGGUACCAAGAUGGGCACACCAGGCUCAGAGCGUGAGCGUCACCUUCCAGGCAUCAUGCCCACCUUCCAGACGAGCUUGACCUUCACCGUGCCCAUGAGUCCCAGCAAGCGUAAGCUGGAUCCUCCACCUCCACUGCCCAGCUCCCAGGAAUACACCAAGCCAGAGGCCCAGCUGAGUGAUGUCGGACUGGGACUCAACACAGCCGCAUUCAGAGUGCUGUCUCCCCAGAGCCAGCCCACCACGCCCUCCGGCCUGUCCUUCCCUCGCCCACGCAGUGCUACUAGCCGCCCCUCCUCUUCUGCAGCCUCCACACCUCCACCCAUGCUGGUGUCCCCCACCCCUCCAUCACCCCUGCCGCAGGAUCCCAGCUCCCGCCGCAUCGUACCCUUGCGUGACUCUCCCGUAAUAGUACGUAACCCAGACGUGCCACUGACCAAGUUCACCGAGAGUCCUUUAGGUAGGCGGGGAAUGGGACGGCCCCAUGAGCACAAUCAACCUGCCCACUUGGCCACAGGGCUUCAGGCUCCUGUGCCUAUCAAUGGUGCAGCCACCAAUGGAGCUGUCCUGCUUCGCAACCCGGCCUCCCCUCUGGUCUUGGCAUCCUCUGCCCAAUCAUUAACACCGGUGGCUGCUGGAUGCCCCACCCAGUCCAGCACUGCCCCAUCCACUGUGUCCGCCUCCAGCAUGACCUCUGGACCCGCCUUGGCAAGUUCUGGUUCCGGAGGGCGCGAGAGAGAAAGGAAGCCAGGUGGACAUGGGGACGUAAUGGGAGGGGCCCUGCCUCAACCUGUGGCCUGUCAUCCCUCCCCCACUGCCCUGCUGCCACUCAUCCUACCCGCAGAGUCGCCGCAUCCAGCCCCACGCAAGGACAUCAUCAUGGGCCGCCCAGGAACAGUCUGGACCAAUGUGGAGCCUCGCUCAGUGCCAGUGUAUCCAUGGCAUUCAUUGGUUCCUUUCCUGGAGCCCAGCCAAUCAAAUACAUCCACCCAGCCCACUGACGGCCAACCACAGGUCAAUCAGAGCAAAGAGCCUCGUUGUGGCAUUGCUCUCUUGAGUGAAGAGCGGGUUGGCCAAUCAGGUUCAGAGAGAGGCUCACCAUCCCGCCCCCCACCCACAGCAGAAGACCCGCCUGUGGAAAGAGAGGGCGGAGACAGCGAGACCGAAAGUGAUGCUGAUGAUCUGUUUUUUCCAGGCGUUGCCCAAGACUCUGCUUCAGCCAUGGGCACUGUGAAGAGACGCACCCAGUCUCUCAGUGCCCUCCCAAAGGAAGGAGACAAGAAGAGGGAGAAGGACCACAUUCGGAGGCCAAUGAACGCGUUUAUGAUCUUCAGUAAACGCCACCGUGCCCUGGUGCACCAGCGCCACCCAAACCAGGACAACCGCACGGUCAGUAAGAUACUGGGAGAAUGGUGGUAUGCACUGGGAGCCAAAGAGAAGCAGAAAUACCACGAUCUUGCCUUCCAGGUGAAGGAGGCUCACUUCAGGGCACAUCCUGACUGGAAAUGGUGUAAUAAGGACCGGAGAAAAUCUCUGUCUGAGGGCCGCGGGACACCAGGGGCCAAGGAGGCUCGGGAGCGGAGCGUCUCAGAGAGCACAGAGACUCAGUCUGCCUCUCAAGGGCCAGAACACAAAGGGGCGGGGUCAAGCUGGGCAUCGCCCGGGUCUGAACGUCGUCCAGGGCCAACAGGAGGUCAGCACCCACGGCCUCGUGCUUUUUCCCAGAGUGCAGUGCACAGUCUGGAAAGGAGAGAGAGAGAUAAGGAUUUAGAGAAGGAUGCGACAGGGUCAUUUCAGGGUGGCCCACUCUCUCUCCCCCGUUCACAGCGUGGGGCGAGCGAGGACGUGACCAGUGAUGAAGAACGCAUGGUCAUCUGUGAGGAAGAGGGGGACGAUGAUGUCAUGGAGGACUCCUUCCCGGAGGGCUCCAUAGAUCUGAAGUGUGAAGAGAGAGUGACGGACAGUGGUGAGGAGAUCGCCUCCGCCGAUGAAGCUGAUGGACAGCGCUCCAUUCAAGCAGCUGUGCCGCCAUCUCACUCUCCUUCUUCCUCAGCCGAGCCCUCAGGGGCAGGGGUCGCAGGGGAGAACGCCGAGAAGAAGAGAAAGCGAGGGAUGGAGGGAGGAGAAGAACCUAAAGAGGGGAAAGGAGGUGGGAGCGGAGGUGUGAGUGGAGGAGGGCAGGCCCCCUCUCAGUCACCCUCGUCCGCCGUUGUUGGCAGCGUCGCCCCUGUCUCCUCUCUGUCUUUUGGAUCGUCUCAUGUGCAGGGGGCGGGGCCUGGACGUACCGCCACUACCAUGGUAACCAAUGUGGUACGACCUGUGGCCAGCACUCCUGUGCCCAUUGCCAGCAAGCCUGCAGACGGCAGUGCCAACCUCAGUGACAUGAAGCCCAAGCUUCUGAUUGGAUCAGGCGGAGGAGGAGGAGGAGCAGGAGGUGGGCCCAUCACGGGGGGUGGGUAUUUGCCCUCAUCCUCUCCCAAACCCAUCGGGGGCGUGAGCCAAGGAGGCCUCGUCACUGGUCUUGUCCUGGGAGGGGCGUUCCCAUCUCAACCCACUGUACAGCUCAUAACCCCGCCCCAAACUGUUUCCUGCCCCGCCCCUAGCAACGGCACACACAACAACAACGCCGUCCCACUCCCCCUGCUUCAGCCCCAGUUCCUCCCUGCAGCCUCUCUCACACCCCCCAGUGGUGGCAAGUCUGUCACUCAGGUGCAGUAUAUCCUGCCCACCUUGCCUGCCACCGCCCACCCCGGCAGUCCCUCCUCCCAGCAGACCCAGCAGCCAACCAGUGUCCUUGCCCUGCCCACUGCCCCUCCCACCCACGUGUCCCUGACGAAUGGGGUACAUUCAGGGGCAGGGCCAGGGCUAAGAUAUGCAUCAGUACCAGCAGUGGGAGGGGUCAGCCCUGGAGGAAGAGUUCAGGCACAGUCGCCUGUCUUGCCGAGCAAGAUGUUGGUUCCUAUGGCAACUGUGAGGACAGCAUCGACACCUCCGCAACCUAUUUCCCUGGUGGCCCCACCCCUUCCUGUGCAAAAUGGUGCACAGCCAGGAAGUAAGAUUAUUCAAAUCGCACCAGUGCCUGUUGUCCAAACCAACGUCCACCCAGGGGCAACGGUACACCCUGGGAACUCUUUCCCCGUUUCCAUGGCAACAGCGACCAUGAUGGCUUCAGGCUCCACCCCUCCACAGACAGUGCUCUUCACCCCGCCCCCAACAAGGAUCACGUAUGUUCAGUCCACCCCUGGAGUUGCUGCACCUUUACCACUGGUCUCCACGUCAACAGUCUCCUCCCCCCAGCAGGCCCCACCUCCCUCUGGCCCAACAUUCUUGCCGUCUCCCGUGGCAACCCUGGGCUUCACUGCCAUUGCUCCUGCUGGUCAGACUCUGAUGCAACCAAUUGUAACAGGUCAGCCAUCUCUCCUGGCUUCAGCUCAGCCCUCUAGCUGUCCGCCAGCCUCAGGAGCCACACGCCAACUGCUGACUGCCAUUUACCCCGCCCCAAGCGUCACCUUGCCGACCAGUGUUGUUUCCAUGGCGACUGUGCCUGCGAGCACAGCGCAGGCCUCAUCUGGGCCCAACUCCCCCUCGUCCGCGGAGCCGCAGUCCCACGCUGCCUCUGAUGGCCAGACGCAAACCGGCGCAGCUGUAGAGAUGGAGAAACAGAACGUGGGUGAGGACAACACAGAGACUGAGGCACAGGCAGACCUGUCGAUGCUGAGUGGCACCCACAAGCCAAACACAGAAGCUGCAGCACCCUCUGGUGUUGCGUCAGAAACAGCGCUGCCUCCCAGCCCAAUGCAGCCAACACAUGCAGGAAGUGGACCUGGCUCCCCCAAACUGCCCACUGGACCCCCAAAAGUCAAAGGUCAACUAGAGAGUACUCCACCAGGCUUGCAUUCAGGAUGGAAAGAUUUGACUUUGGGUGGAGGGAGAGAGAGAGAGAUGGAGACAGAGAGUGAAAAAGAAGAGAGCUGUGGAUCUUCACGGAGGGAGAGAACACCGGACGGAUUCAUCAAGGGCCAAAACUCUGAAAACAACAACAACAAAGAGGAGCAGAGCAGAGAGGCUGGACGGAGGGAUACUCCGUCGGGGUUGGACCCACCGCCUCCUCCCCCUCAGACUGAGAGAGACUCAUCCACAGCCAAAAAGACAAAGGCACGUCCCCCACCCCUCAAGAGGACCUUUGACUCUGCGGACAAGGUGCUGACGGGCUCAUACUUUGAGGAGCGUUUAGCAGAACUGCCGGAGUUUAAACCAGAAGAUGUGCUCCCCUCACCCAACCUACAGAGUCUGGCCACCUCCCCCAGAGCCAUCCUGGAGAGCUACCGCAAGAAGAGGAGGAACUCCACUGAUCUGGACUCUGCAGAUGAUCCCAGCUCUCCAAGGAGAAAGAGCCGCCGUCUGUCCAGCUGCAGCUCUGAACCCAACACACCCAAAAGUGCUGCCAAAUGUGAGGGGGACAUCUUCACCUUCGACAGAGCUGGUGGAGAGGCAGAUGAUAUUCUGGGUGAGCUGGAUCGAGUGCCGUACUCGUCCCUGCGCCGCACACUGGACCAACGCAGAGCUUUGGUCAUGCAGCUCUUCCAAGAGCAUGGCUUCUUCCCCUCUGCUCAGGCCACUGCAGCCUUCCAGGCACGGUAUUCAGACACCUUCCCCACUAAAGUGUGCUUGCAGCUGAAGAUUCGAGAGGUGCGUCAGAAGAUCAUGCAGACGGCCACGCCCGGAAGCUCUGACAUCAUGGGGUCAGGAGGGAUCACUGGUGGCACAGACUCUGCCUCUGCCACAGGGCCAUCCAGUUCAGCGCCCAGGGAGGCAGGGCGGGCAGAGUCAGAGGAGAGAGGGCGGAGCUUAGAGGAGGCCAAGAGUACAGGAAGCGAAACGCAGGACUCUAGAUGAAGAACCACAGAAAAGAAAGAAAAAGUGAAAUGAAAGUAAGAAAGACGGAUGAUGGACAGAUGGAUGGAUGGAUGGACGGACGGACAGAUUGAAGACAUAAAAUGUAAAAUGUACCAUUUGAAAACAUAGCGUUCUUUGCUUAUGUUUUGUUUUAGUUUGUUUUUUUGGGAUGGAUUAUACAGAUUCAUUUCCAUUUGGGUUCACUUUUUGUCCAGUUUGUAGACACUGUCAUCCUGUGGAACAGUCAUGAUUACUUAAACACACACACACACACAAAACACAGGCACUCAACAUACACACACACACAUACACACACAAACACUGCUCAUUUUAGACACUCUGUGGAACACACACACACACACACACACAACCACACACUCACAUAUUAUGCAAGUACACAUAGAAACACUGUCACUCUUGUAAUAAUCGGCACAAGAACUUUUUUUUUCUUUUUCUUUGUCUAAAGAAAGCUAGAUGUGGCACACAUUUGCUUGUAUAUCUGUCAAUACGGGGCUGUUAUUGGCUGUGUGCUGAGCUGCGGCCGGACUUCCUUCCUGUUUCUCAGUGCCCUGCAACGCUGCAUCACCAGCAGCAACAGACCAAGCCAUCCUGCACACGUCAGUCUGACAAGCCCCCUGUCCAGUCAGGGCCUCUGCUUAAGGGACUGAGGGUUUUUCAUUGGACGGACUGAAGUGAGACUGGACGAUAGGCGGGACUUGGCAUGAGAUUAAAGCACUUUCAUUAUGAGUUGGAGACCGAAAGCAAUAGCUGGAGAGGAGAGGUUUUUUUCGAUUGAAUGUGAUUUUUGACCCCAGACUGAGGGGUGUUCACAAAACGGCUGUUACUGCUCACAUUUGUGGGCUGAACACAAAACAGAACAUUUUUAUGUUUUCUUUUUUCCAAAACAAACAAACAAAAAAAGCAACAAAAAUUCAAUAUAUUCACGAAGAACUGUAAUUUAGUGCCGAGUAGAGACUGAGACUACUACAGCGCCCCGCCAAAACCCACAAUAUCAGUACUUCAAGACAACGGCAAUGCCGCCACACACCGAGACUCACCAGAGGAGAGGAGAGGAUAGGAGUAUCCGCUCCAAAUGGAGCAUUAGUCUCCUUGUCUGUCCCUGAUCCAAACCUCCCCCAAAACAGAAAAAAAAUUGAAAGGAAGGAAAAAAAACAAGCCCUUUUUAAAUGAACAGUGCUUUGUCGUUUGUUGUCGUGUUGUCAUCGGUGGAAUUGACUGAUUUGUGUUAGCCUGCUCCUGUCUCUCUCUCUAUCUAUCUAUCUAUCUAUCUAUCUAUCUAUCUAUCUAUCUAUCUGUCUGUCUAUCUAUCUCACUCUCUCUCAAUCUCACUCUCUUCUCCUGGUUCAGAUGGACUAACACACCUCACCAAGGGAGAGACGGAUCGUCUCUUUCUUUUCUCGCCUCUAUACGGGGGCGUCCCUCUCUUUCCUCUCAGCCUUUUUCUCCCAUUGUGUUAAAUUGGGGGAAGGCAAGGGGAAGUGUUUUUCUUUCUUUCUUUUUUUUUAAACAACCUUUCAAUCAGGUGUUUGCACAAUGCGGGGGUCUUCUGCCGCGCUUUAAAUCAGGAAAGUAUUGUUUUUAGAGAUAUUUAAUCAAACCAACUUUUUUUUCUACUUCAUUUUUUCCUUUUGCCUCUUUCUUUCCUUUUUCUCUUUCCCCAUACUUAAGCUUUUUACCUGAAGUAUUGAUGGAAAGUGCCCCUAACCUCUGGCCCUGGGUCAGAUUAAGCUCCGUAGUCUGAAUUGCUUUGAAUUAGGAUUACGCAAGGGAAUGCUAGUCUGAGGUCAGUGGGCCGGGGCUUCUCUCAGGAUCUCUUUCCUUCUUCUGCCACUUUACGACUUUCAUUGGUGCAAUAGGACAAUGGGGGGCGUUGACUUUAGAUGAGUGACAGGUUUGUGCCAUAGAUAUUCAUUGUACAGGCAAACAAGCCGUCAUAAUAUUAUAUAUAUUGGGAAAAAAGAGAAGAAUUCUAAUAACAUAUAUAACUGAGUGAUACGGAAGUAAUCCAACAGAACAAAACUAAAAAUCAAAAAAUAUUAAUAUAGCACUUUUUGCGUCUUGUUUCGCUAUGAGAGAAGGAGUAAUUAAUAUACCAAUAUUUCUCAGUCUUCACUUGAAUGUGUGAAAGUAUAAAUAUACCUAUAUAUUUCUAUAUGUCUGUAAUAUUCAGGUGUCUGUGUGUGUGCGUGUGAGCGUAAAAGUUGAUAUAUGCACCCACACAAAAUUGAUUCUUUCUCCAGCAGUCGCUUAUCUCUCUUUCUUUAUUUCCCAUACCGCUAUCGGACUGUUACGAUAUGACGACUUUGUAAAGAAAGGAUGAGACUGUCAGAAACAUUUGAACAUAAUAUUGAAUAUCAGUUCAGUGAAUGUUGGCGUUUCAGCUACUCAUGCGAACAUAUAUUCAAGACUGAUUUUGUGAAAUUUGGAACUUGAGUCAAUAACGUUCUCCACCAGUCAAACGCUUGCACACACACAUGCAUACCUGCACAUGUAUGCGUGUACACCUUUUGAUUGUGUAUCCAAUAAACUGUCCUUACUUUGGAGAAGGAAUUUUAGAAUGAGAGAAAAGAGUUUAGCUCCUUAACAGGCAUGUUGACCAUGUGCAAUAUUUCUAAACAAAAGAAUAUUGAA